AUUUUAGAGAGUACGAAACACCGAGCUUUGAAUCGGUGAUAAAAAAGAAGAGGAAAACUUGAAAUGGGGCAUCUUGACAAAUAAGAACAAUUACUCCCCAUCAUGAGGAGUUCAAAAUUGUAAAGUGGCGGGAUUUAUCCUUAUCCACCGGCACAGAGGAUCCGCUCCUGUGGGGUUUCACGUUUCUUGAUUAGUUUUCCCCUUCAUCAGGUGCGUGCGUGGAAUCACAAGAUUCAUACGUUAGGAGAAUUUCCACUCCUUAAUAGUGUCUUUCCCUAUAAAACGCCAAUGCCCGUUGACACCUUGGCAAAUGCUUGGUGUUAUCUGAUUUCGAAUUUGCACACUAUCCUCGUCGGCAAUUCGUAACCAUGGGACGACAGUUAGAGAUUCAUGAUUCCUCUCCUUUCAGUCCAAACGACGUCGAUGUCGAAAAGGUGGAAAACAAUGUUCGCCACGAUGAUAUUCGGGCAAAUGGGCAAAUAGAUGCGGAUUUAGUUGAAUUCCUCCCAAACGACCCCGAAAAUCCGCUCAACUGGACAUCAUUGAGAAAAUGGUCAAUUGUUCUAUCUUUGACUAUCGCAAAUUUUAGUUGCCUAUGGUAAAUAAUUCUCAGGCCUUUGUAACAGUUCAAAAUACUAACAGUUCUUGUCCAGGAUAGCUUCAGGUUAUUCGCCAGCGACCCCCAACUUUCAGGGAAAAUUCGGCACUUCAGCUGAAGUCGCUACGCUUCCUUUGGUUACCUAUGUGCUUGGUUUGGCAUUCGGGCCUAUGCUUUUGGCACCUCUCAGCGAGUACUAUGGACGUACUCCUGUGUACCUUACCAAUUUCUUCAUUACUACCCUGCUUUUGUUGGGUACUGCAUUGGUCGACAAUCUCCCCGGAUUUAUAGUGCUGAGAUUCAUCACGGGAUUCUUUGCUUCUGCAUCAAUCAGUAAGUACACUGACUCUCCAGCACAUUACAAAGGCCUCAUCUAACAACCCGCAGCGAAUAUCGGAGGGACAAUCGCGGACAUGUUCCAUCACGAACACACCGGUAUGCCCUUAGCGAUCUACACUAUAACAUCGGCCGGAGGAUCAGCAAGUGGGGUCUUUGUCUUCUCUUUCAUCGCACAGCUGCACGGACUCCACGGUGUUCUUUGGGCCAUGUGCGGAGCCACUGGCGCCUUUUUUCUACUUCUGUGCGUGUCACUAUCAUUCAAUGAGACUCGGCACUCUGUGCUCCUCCGCCGUCGCGCAGCUCGUUUGCGCAAAGAAACCGGAAACCAAAAUCUCGACGUCCCACUCGAAAUGCGCACCCAGCCUGCCACUCAGGUUUUCGCUACAGCUCUCACCCGUCCAUUCCAUCUCCUCUUCACUGAACCCGUCAUUCUCUUCACAGCCACUUAUAACGGAUAUCUCUUCGGCAUAGCAUUCCUCUUCAACGGCGCCUUCACCGUAGUCUUUGCCGACGGCUACGGCUUCAACACCAUCCAAACCGGUCUCGCCAACCUAGGCGUAUGUGUCGGUGCCCUCCUCGGUCCCAUAACCCACAUGUGGCAAGAGCGAUACUAUAUCCGCCGCGUCACCGCUGCAGACGGCACCAUUAAAAAUAUCCCCGAAGCACGCGUCCAACUCAGCAUGAUCGGUUCCGUCGUCUACCCCAUCUCCCUCUUCUGGUUUGCGUGGUCCGCACAACCGGGCCACAUUCACUGGAUCGUCCCUAUGAUCGCAUCCGUUUUCUACGGCUGGUCCUUCUACACUAUUAUCCAAAUGACGUUCAUGUACAUUGAAGAUACAUACAAAGUAUACGCAGCUAGUGCAUUGGCCGGUGUGUGUUUCGCGCGCAAUAUUAUCGGGGGUACAUUCCCCCUAUUCGGAACGCAGAUGUUCAACGCGCUGGGUGUGCAUUGGGCGGGUAGCAUAUUGGGAUUUGCAGCUAUCCUGUUAAUGCCCAUUCCGUACGUGUUGGGGAGAUGGGGACGUGGACUCAGGAGGAGAAGUCCAUGGGCGAGGGUCCAUAUGGAUGAUUUGGGGGAUGAUGAGCUGGCUAAGAUGUAAAUGCUUAUGGAUGGGUAUUGGGCUGUAUGAGUGAACGAGACGGCGGCAUGGGAGUUGGGAGUUUUGUUUCACGGGUAUGGCGUUUCUUAUGUAUUAUGUUCACUUGAUGAGAUAUGCUCGCGAUGUUGUUAAGAUAUGAUAAGAUAAGAUAAGAUGAAAUAUGUAAUGCAUUCC
Molecule: messenger RNA, 2211 nt
Organism: Sclerotinia trifoliorum
Lineage: Eukaryota; Fungi; Ascomycota; Leotiomycetes; Helotiales; Sclerotiniaceae
Source: the annotation of a GenBank genome assembly